AAUUAGAGUACCAUAAAUAUUAUUCAUGUAUAUGAUGGAAGUUGUUUCUUGAAAUAUGAAUUACUAGUACAAAAAGAUGCUUGGAAUUGUACUAUCUAUUAUACUUGUUUUUAUCACACAGGGAGCAGAAGGCUUGAUUCCAAGGAUUUGUGAGGUAUUACCAUGAUGGCAUUUUCUGAAGAAAAAUUAGGUCACACACUUAAAGCCAAAUGUAGAUGUAUAAUGUAUGAUAUAUUUUAGGGGUUGUAUUCUCGAAUGAGUGAAAACAGCAAUGACAAGACAGAAUUUAAGACUGAAGUUAGGUAGGAUUUAUAGAACAUGGAGUUAUUAUUUAAUUCAUUAAUAAUAUAUUUUCCCCUUCAUAGUCAAAUCACAUUGUUGGGCACAUCAGGACAUUAGUUGCAAGUCUUAACCUUUUAAGUGGUAAUGCAGUUGAUAUGCUCUACUUUAUUAUUUUACUCUGUCUAAUGCAGACAAUUUUACUCAUCAAGGGGAAAGUGGUGACACUCAUUGGGGGAAAGUGUUAAAGUUUUUAUCAGUAAAAUGUAUUCAUUAGCAAAAAUUAUAUAAUAUAUAUAGCAAUUGUGGAAAAAUAACAUGUUUUGUUUCACAGUUAUCUAGAAAUUUAUAAUGAAAAGGUCAGAGAUCUUCUGAGGCCAUCAAAAGGCAAAGAUCAAUAUAACUUGAAAGUUAGAGAACAUCCUAAAGAAGGUCCUUAUGUACAAGGUAUGGUACCUCUAGAUAGCUAGACCUUGCACAAUUUUUGUAUUUUUGCUCUUUUCUCUCCCCAUCUUACAGAGAGAUGCUAUGCAGGCUAAGAUCUUUUUGGAGAGCCAGAUGCCUUUAAAGUAUUUCUUGGAGGGUCUACAAUAAAGUUCAUUUGUCCUGUUUUUCGUUUGCAAAUACUAUCCCACAAAACUAGGGCUGAUCAACUGUUCCUAGCUGCCUGCCCAUAAAAAGAGAUAUAACCAUUAAGUUGCAUUGUGCCGUGACACACCCUACUUUAUUAUUUUACUCUGUCUAAUACCAGAUGAUUUUACUCAUCAAUUGACUUAAAAUACUUUUGUCUAUUUUGAAUUUUUUUGUGAGUUUCCUUUGUAAAUGGUGCAUCACUCAACAUUGUAGUUUAAAAUCCAGUGAGAAGAAGUACCUUGUGGUGUGUUUAUUUGAUGCAAAUCUUUAUAUAAAAAGAAAUAAAACCACCCACCCGACUUUUGGCAAAAGUAAAGGAUAAUCACCACCUAAUUUUCAAUGUAGAUUUGACAAAGCACUUGGUUGGUGAUUACAAUGGUAUUGAAAGUCUCAUGAACACUGGAAACUCUCACAGGUAUAAAAAAUUUUACCUACACUACACGAUUUUCCAUCUUCUUGAUUUUCCCUUGAAUGAGUCAUUUACUGUACAUUACAACAAGGCAACAGGCCUUCAAUGUUAGUUUUGGAGGACUAUCAUUUAGUGCUGGAAAAUCUGGGAUGUAAUUUUAGCUGAGAAAUACAAAGCUAAUGUUCGCUAUUAAUUUUAUACAAUAGGGUAACGGCGUCCACGAACAUGAAUGACACAAGCAGUAGAUCUCACGCGAUUUUUACCCUGGUGUUCACACAGGUAUUUACAAUAGUCCACCUUCACUUUUAUGAGAGCUGUACUCUUUCUCAUAGUACACAUGAACAAAUAACUUGACAUGCAUGUUCAAUUUUCCAGGCGAAAUUUAACACAGAUAUGCCUAGUGAAACUGUUAGCAAAAUACACUUGGUGGAUUUGGCAGGAAGGUAGGUAGAGAAAUUAAAGUCAUGGUGGUGAUAUAUAAUAUAAUUUAAGCCUACGCUAUUACAGUACUGCACAGAAACAACCUAACAAAAUACGCACUGGAGAUCGACGCGUUCCAGAAAUCGUUCCAAUUUCGUUCGAACGUGUUCGAUUUUGCGUUCUAUUUGCAUUCCAAACCAACAGGAACGCGUUUCUGAAUGCGUUCAGGAAAAAACCCGGUCCGUUUAGAAAAGUGAUGGGGUGAGGGGCGUUUAUACACUUGCGAUUUUCUUCUCUUGAUGUAUGUGAGCGAGUGAAUGAGUUAGGAAUGUUUAGAUGAUGGAAGAUGAUGGUACAUAUACAGUCCUCGACUCCUCGCAAUUUUGAUAAAUAUUUGGCGGCAAAAAAUUGCCGCCGAUAUUUCGAAGUUCGGCGGCAAUAUUUUUGUCACUAUAAAUUGACACUUUGACAGAGAACAGAAUUAUUUUAUGUUUAGUAUUCUCUUGACUCUACUAAUUAAAAGUGUUUGAUAUUCAAGGAAACCUUGUUUCACACACACAAUUACUAACGUAAAGUUGUAUGUGUUUGAACUUGAAGUUCAUAUUGAAGUUACAUGAAGUGUAUCAGAACUUUCGAUGUAUUUUAAAAUAAGUCACAAAAAUAAAAGUGCUCACAAAAGAAUAGCUCACUUUCCCAGACUUAUUUUCUAAUCAUAUGUUCAUAAUCGGAAGAACUAUAAAUCGAAUUGAGAAGGCAGUGAAGCAUCAUCAGUGACACAAAAAUUCGUGGACGGCAAAAAAUUGCCGCCGAUAAUUUAAUCUUCGGCGGCAUUAUCGGCGGCAAUUGCCUUUUGCCGCCGAAAAUUGCGGGGACUGUACAUACACUCAGAGUAUUCAUAACUUAUCACUGGCAUCAUCUCGCAGUUCUUAAAAAUAUAGCUGUUUGCCUGGAGUGAAGGAAGCAAUUAAGCAAAGAUUAAAAAAAAACAUGACAGAAAGCCUAGAAAUCGUUUCACGCAAUAAGUUGUAAAUCACGUUUUUGUUUCCAUUCUUUUUCCAAUCACUUUUCUAAUGCUCUAAUUCUACAACACGAUGAAUUUCGGUGAUCUGUUUGAAAAGUCGAAGUCAUCACGCACUAGAGCCAAUCAUAGAUAUAAACUUUAUGUAAAAAUGGCUAAGGUAAAUUCAUAUAAGUACUCUUUCUUUGUUAGAAUUAUACGAUUUGGAACAAUUUACCAAGUAGUAUCGUAGAAUCCGAUAGCAUUAGUGUGUUUAAAAACCGUUUGAAACAACACUUAAAUAUUAAAGAAACCGUUUGAACACCUUUCAAAAACCAUUUAACUAAUUAAUAUGUAUAUAUGUAAAUAUUAUAUUUAUUACUAAAAUUGUAAGAACUAUAGUACUAUAUUUAUGUUAUAAAUUUUCCUUUGGAAGUUGUUAUAUAUAGGGUUAACCUCUCAACUUUCCAUUAGGUCUAUUUGUUUGGCUUAAGAAUAAAUUUAUGUUUAUGUUUAUGUACAGCUAAUUCAAGAAAGGUUGUCCUUUCCAAACCUUAAACUCUAAGCGUGCAAAGCAUAAUGGGAGCAUAAUUUAAUCAGUUUAGAAAUCAUAUAUGAGACCCAUUUCUUAGAGACAUGGUAAAUAUCUCCUUACGAGAACAAUUCAUUCACACAUAGCUGCAAUAUUCAACUACUAAGUUUGAAACUUGUGCUCCCAUUAAGCUUUGCGCGCUUAGAGUUUAAGGUUUGCAAAGGACAACCUUUUUUGAAUUGGCUGUAUAACCCAUUUAUUAAUUGUUAGAAAUUUCAUUGCUUAGUGAACGUGCAAGCUCAACUGGGGCGACAGGUGAAAGACUGAAAGAAGGCGCGAACAUUAACAAAUCCUUGGUCACGUUAGGAACCGUUAUCUCAGCCUUAGGUAAUCAGUUGUACAAUAUUUUCUCAUACACAAUAGCGCCAAUCUGUCCGUCGUGGCAGGGAAAAGUCACUCCUGACAUUUUCCUAACAGUUCCUUACUUCCUUUUAUUAAACUAGACAAAUUAGCACAUAAAUUGGUCAAAGUAAGAAGGUUUUUCUUUAUUAAAACAGCCGAGCAGUCAGAGAAAGCCGCAAGUAGUAGUGGCAAAGACUCCAAGAAAAAAAUAUUCAUUCCAUAUCGUAAUUCUGUGCUGACAUGGCUGCUCAAAGAUAGUCUAGGAGGCAAUGCCAAGACAAUAAUGAUAGCAGGUAGGGUGUAAACUUUAUAACUUCGAAUUCCCUUCUCAAGCGGGGGUGGGGUGGGGCUGGGGUGUGCAUGGGUGUCAGAUGUUGGGAUCUGUUGUAACUGCGUUACUUGCAAGUGACGUCAGAAGUUCUUGUGCAUGCUAGUAUAGUAGAAAAUUUCAAUUUCUCCCAGUAUCUUUUUGCAAUAUUUCCUGACCACAUUUAAUACCUCCAAGUGCCUCUUUCCUAUAACAUUAUAUUUUUAAACUUUGUGUGGUUUGAUUAUUUUUCUGUUCGGUGGCAAAAUUUUAUUUUAUCAAAUCUCAAGCCGUCAAGGUAUGAGUUGUGUUCCUAUUGCCAAAAUUGACAAAUUUGACUCAAGCCCGGUACCCCGUCAAGGGGGGGGGGCAACCCGUUUUCAAUCACUCAUAAAACGUUUUGAAGUCUAAACUAUAGUGAGAAUCUACCAGAAAGAACAGGGAUAUAUUUCAUGAACGAUGAGAACUCACAGGCCGACAAUGCCAGAUGAUGCGAGUGUAAUAUGUUUGUAUUGAAUAUGAUUGUUUCGUUGUGCAUUGCAGCAAUUUCACCAGCAGACGUGAACUACGCGGAAACAUUAAGUACAUUACGUUAUGCAAACAGAGCUAAGAAUAUUGUGAACAAACCAACAGUCAAUGAGGUAUUAUUGUCGUUUUACAUAUAAUCUAUUUGCUUGGUUAAAAUUAUCAAAGAUUGUGCAAAUAUGGUAUAAUUUAAAGUAGCAGAAUUGUAUCACUUAUUUUUCCUACAGAUAAACGUUUUAUCUCUGACGGGUUUCUUUUUUUCUUCUAUUUAACAUAGGAUGCAAAUGUACGACUUAUUCGAGAGUUAAGAGCAGAAAUUGAGGCACUCAAAGCUAUGUUAAAGAAACGGGGAACGGUAGGUCUUAUUAAAUAGAUGGUUUCUCUCAGGCCAAAAAAAUAUUUGAGCUUCCUAUUUCUUGUUGCGAAAACUCAAGUAGGGUAGGUCGUUUGUUUAAUAUUAUAUAUCAACUUUAAAACAGACAGGUUAUACUGUAUUUUAUAUAUACAUCUACAGUAGUACAAAAGUAACGCCAUAAACUGAGUACGAACAAUGGCUGUAAACCCUUUGCAAACGUCUGAUAAAAGGAUAGGAAACUACCAGCGUAGACAGAAACUAGUACCAGUGUGCUACUGCGCAUUUAUACAUGACAUUUAUCUUUCCGUCUUAGGCUGAUGGGAUUCCAGGAAUCGGUCAAGCUGAGGAGACUAGGAUGACGGAGCGACUGCAUGAAAACGAGGCGAAGGCCGAAGAACUGACUAGAAACUGGACCAGUAAAUGGAAGGAAAGUCAUAAAAUUAUUGAGGUAAAGGAAUCUCGCACAAAUAUUUGCAAGCGCUCGCGCGAGUGGCUAGUCGAACGAGUAUAGGCGCGAGUCACUCGCGAGUGAUGAUAAUAAUAAACAAUUACUGAAUGAGGUUGAGUAUGAUAUCAAGAAUUAUCAAGGCCGAGGUUUGUAUUAUCGACCGAAGCCGAAGGCCGAGGUGUAUAACAGUAUAACACAAACUGAGGCCUUGAUAAUUCUCGAUACCAUAGGAAAACCGAAUUCAAUAAUUCAGGGCUUUCAGAAUUAUUCUGAGUAGGUGUCUGUUUUGAUAAAGUAGGCGGCUGUUGGGAGGGGGCGGUCUAGGGGGUCUUAAAGUUAUCCAAAUUAACUAGUGUAAACUGAUUGGACAGCAACACAACUGAGCUCUGUAACCAAAUUAUAAUUUAUCAUUACUUUCAUUCUUCAACAAGGUAACUUCAAGAUUUAAGAUGGCAAAUAACUAAAUCAGUUUUACUAAAUAGUACACUGUUUUUGGAGAAAAAAACCAGGCUAUAAAGUAGACCAGGUUGUGGAAAAAUAACUUUGUUUGAAAGCUUAGAGUGGAGGAAGGAUAGCAGAAUUGAUACUUCAAGUACUAAACAAAGUAACCGGGCGGUAAACCUCGUAGCACCUGCCAGAGUUCCGGCGGUGGCCGGCUUAUUUUGAAAGCCCUGAAUAAUUGUUUUAUUUUAUAUUCGAAAGCUAGAAAGAAAGCAAAGCCAUUUUGUUUACGUUUUUAAAAGUAUGGAAUUUUUGCGCGCUUUUUAGCAAACAAUGGACCGUGCCGGGGUGCAGCCUGCUUACAACUUGAGUUGUACUGUGUAUUAGUGAGUGUGUAACUCAAGCACACAGCUCGCUUACAUUGUCUUAGUUGUAACAUGGUUGUAAGCAGGCUGCAUGCGACAGUUUUAUGCAAACGUUGUGUAGUCUGAAUCGGUCUUAAAAGUGAUAUUCAUAAAUUUAUAGGAACGCGCUUUAGGAUUUCGUUAUGAAGGCGCUGGGGUGAAAAUGGAGUCAGAGUUGCCUCAUUUGGUCUGCAUUGAUGAUGAUAUACUUAGCACAGGCAUUACUAUGUAUCAUUUAACGGUAAGAUUAUGAAAGAUAUGGAUCUGUUUUUCAGGGCUCGAAAUAACGGCCGAUCAACGAUCAAUGAUCGGCAGGAAAUUGUUUUUGAUCGGUGAAGAAUCAACGUUGCCGUUCACCUUGAUCGGCAAGAAAUAUAUUUGAGCAUUGUCUGAAAGACAUGCUUACCUGUACACGGUAAAAGACAAAUAAAAGUAAUAUAAAACACAUUUAAAAACACGCGAAAAGCUCUUGUAUAGUUGAUACGAGUCAUACGACAGGAAAGGCAGCAAUACUAUUCUCGGUCUAAAGUAAUUAAUUUACUUUUAUUAAAACAAAUUUACACGAAAUGUUGUCGUCUUUUCAACAGUACAGUCUGCAAUCCGAACCGCUGACGACGAACGUAUCUUUGUAUAAUAAUUUCAAAUUGAUAGGAUUUUUUGAGUAGGAUUUUCUCUUUUAAUAUAAAAUAAUAAGUUUUAGUUCUUAAUUGAUAAUGCUGCUGUGUUUCUUGCUUUUGUGUGAAAAAAUGCAGUGGUAUAAUUAAAACCUGAAAAGUGUUAUAAUAAAAUAAAGUUUAUUAAGCACUAGUUAAAUAUAGUUACACUAUUAGUAGUGUAUAAGUCCACAAAUGUCAUAGAUUUAAACUUCAAUUUGAAAUAAAGUUAAACUUCAAAUGCGUAUUCAAUGCCCACUGGCAUAUUUAGAAUUUUUUGAAGGAAAUGAGGGUAAUUGCUCCUGAUCGGCCAGAUUUUUAUUUGAUCGGCAAAAAGUCCUCAUUGCCGAUCACCAUGAUCGGGAACGUUGCGAACGUUAUUUCGAGCCCUGGUUUUUUGAAACGUUUGUCAGUUUACUGAAUGAAUUGUGUUAUGUGAGAACGUGUAGAAAUAAACUUCUCCUAAUUCAUUUCAGGAUGGCAGAACGUACGUCGGGAAAGAAGACGCAAAAGAGAAACAGGACAUAAGUAUGAUAAUUUUAAAGUAGGCUAUUUUUGAAAAGCGUUGCUAAUUCUUAUAUAUAAUCCUUAGAAGUGGACCAGGGAGGGGGAGGGGAAAUUUUGCUUACAAGAAUUUUUUAAGUUCGGAGUUUUGUCAAACUUUUUUCGUGGUUUAGAAGCUGUGCAGAAUUUUUUUCCUCUUUUUGACACAUAUAACAAAGAUUGUUAUCUUUUUAGUUCUAAACGGACCUGGCAUUGAUGCGAAACAUUGUAUCCUGGAAAGUAUUGAAGGUCACGUGACAGUCCAUCCAUUAUCAACAUUAUGUUUUGUGAAUGGAGAGGUGAUUAACCAAUCAAAACGCUUGAAACAAGGUAUGGAAUCCUUUUUAGCAUUCAUUUUGGAAAAGUAAAAAGUAACACUAAAAAUUUUCAGAUACCAGAAACAAAACUUGCGAGUUUUUUAUUUCACACUUUCAUAUUAUAGGCGAUGUACUUUUGUUGGGGAAGGCAAACACGUUUCGGUACAAUCAUCCCGGGGAGGCUGCAAAACUUCGGAAGAAAAGAAUGGUUAGUCUCUUCUUGUUAGAUAUGCUAUUUUAUAGACUUGUUUUACCACGCGUUGCUGGGAUAGUGCAUGGUCAACUGUUGACUCUUGUAGUAGGAUAAGUCAAUUCAAUUGCUUUAAUAAAGCAAUUUUGCCCUUCAUUUAAUGUGUUUGAGCCGAAAAGGAACAAAUCAACUUCUUGGUUGUCUGAGAGAAAACCCCAUUGGCCAGGAAUGAUUUGAGCAACAGAGGCUGGGAAAUCAGUUCUAAUAGAAACAUAAAUCAUAGUUAUACAUUUAUUUAAUACAUGCAUCCACGUCAUUUGGAUGAGUAUAGUCGAGAUUGGCUUAUUCUAUUUAUUGCCUACAAUGGACCUUAUACUAAUGACCUCACAAGGCUUGAUGCCCGCUAGGAAUGCUGGUCAUAGUAGUCAUCGCCCGGGAAAAUUAAACAAUUCAAAAUGAAAGUCGAAAUUUUCCCGAGCGAUAACUACGAAGACUAGCAUUCCUCGCUGGCAUCAAGCCUUGUGACGUCAUUAUGUAUAAUGUCUAUUGGUAUAAAAGAAUGGUAUAAAAAAAGAAAAUUAUUUUCCCUUUCUGAUAUCUAUACCAGUUGACCACCAUCUGAUGAACCAUAAUGCUUGAUAAAUGUGUACAGUUGCCACAGUUGGUGACAUAAUUUAAUGAAAUGCCCUUAAUAAUUUUCAGUUCCAAUCAAUGGAUAAUUUAUCAAGUGAAACGGACGAAAUAGAGGCGAAACCAUCGUAUCUUCUUUACAAUGCAAGGUAUUAAAAGAUAAACACCACUGUUCACAAAUUAAAAAGAGAAUAACAUUACUCACGAGUUUGAUAUUUUUGUAGUCUUGAAUUAGAAAGACAAUACAUGGAAGAAACCAAGAGGAUUGAAGAACAAAGGUAUCAAUCAAUCUUAUUGUCAUAUUGAUGUUACGUGCACAAAUCGUGCAUGUCCCUCUUGAUAUCACCUGGGUUUCUUUGUAAGUAUAUGUUUAAUUUUUGCACAGAACGGAAAUGGAACGUCAACAAAAAGAAGCGGCUGAUAGACUAGAGAAAGCAAGGUAUGCACUUGUUAGUAAACUGUUUUCCUUGGAAGUUCAGAAUGGUGCAAAAGUGGUGGUGAAAAGUGGUUUAUUGUUGUGCAUCGUUGAUCACGGGCAAUGAUUACCUUUACCUACAUUUAGUGGAUUUCAUCCAUUGUAAUUGGAGUAUGGUUCUGGACAGAAAGAAUGCGUCAUGCGGGCAGCACCAUAUUCCCAUUAAUAACAACAAGAGCAGAAGAGCUGUUCGAUGUUGUGUGAAGAAGGCGAGAGGUUCUUCGGCCUCGUAUGUUUUGUGUGGUUUAACCUAUGGGUUUAGCACAAGGCAGUGAUAAAAGGUCUAAAAAAAACUUUGGGUGGCUAUCCCUUACUUCACCAAAGCCGUCCCUAGUCUGGGGGCUCGCUAGCAGUCUCCCAUUCUCUUAGGCUUUGUUUGUGGGAUCCCCGGAGAGAUCCCACUUACCUUCUCCUAUAUAUCGGUAUUUAUAUACGUCAUUCAUAAGCACCAUUGUGAUUGUGGGAGGGAAUAUAAUAUAAAACAUUAGAUUUUGUACUACGGUACAACAUUUGGUUGUUUUGUAUCCACUAAAAACAUUUCACUGGAGAGCCGGAUGGUUAAAUUAGGGAAAUUCGUGGAAACAGGACAAUACGUCACUACGCAUGCGCAGUAGUGUUUUAAAACGAAUAAUUCCAAAUAACUCGCAAAAACGUAUGAAGUAGAACGGGCCCUCAGCAGAAUCAUUUGAACAACUGAGCAGGAAAAUUUGGAACAAACCGCUACUCAACAGAGGGGGAAAUAUAUUGCAGUUUUUUUCAUUAUAAUAAGCAAAUUUUUACUGGAUGUUAUGUUCUUAACUUCGUAGACAAGAUGUAGAAGCCUUGCAAGAACAACAACGUCAAGCUGAAGAAUUGAAAUUAGCAGAGGAGGAAAAACGUCGACUUCAUUUGGAAAGACGAAAGAAAGAAAUUGAGGAAGAAAAAAGAUUGAUUGAGGAAUUAAAACAAGAACAAGAAGAGGUAAAAACAUGAUUUCUCGGAAAAAUCUAUCAUGUGUAUGUGACCGCCUCGUAAGCACGGAAAAACGCCUGGACGUGUUCGCACUGCUUGUUGACAAGUUGGCAACUGCUUCUUGACAACUUGUUACAAAGUUGUUGAGCUCAACAGACUUGUUACAAGUUGUUCCAACAACUUGUUAUCAUCCUGCAAUUCAACAAUUUGUCAACAAGUUGUGAGUGAAAAACUUGUAGCAACUUAAUGGAAUAGAACACAUCUUGUUGACAAGUUAAAUUUAUUUCAGUAAUUCUUAUCCUGUAAUUGUGUAGUUUAUUUUCAGUAUUUCAUAUCCUGUAAUUGUGUUGCCUAUUUAAAACUGUUUAUCCUUUGCAGACCAAACUAGAAGCCAAACGUGAACUGGAAACAAUACGAGAGAAAAUUACUCAACAACAAGACGAAGAGAAACGUAAACUGGACGCGGAGAUGGACAGACUCGCUUUACUCAAAGAACAACAUGACUUGAAUGUGGCCAGCAAGGAACAAGAAAUACAAAAAAUGAAAGAUGAGUUGCUGAGCAAAUGGGAAGAGGAGAAGAAGGAAGUGGAAAAACAACGAGAACAGAUUGAAGUUUUGAGAAAGGAAAUUGAGGAGAAAGAGGAAGCUGUGAAGAGAGCGUCGUCUCCGGAGAUGGUCAAGAGUAAUGGUUCGACACCGCUGGCAACCUCGGAUGAGAGUAGUGGUACUUCUCUAGAGCUGAAGUAAGUUUGUGUAUUGAUGGUGUUUCUUCGUGCCAUACAGGUUAUUUUUGCCAGUUAGCAGAGCUUUCAAGAUAAGCCAGCCUGCCACCGGAUCUCCUGCCGGUGCCACGAGGCUUACCGCCGGUUACUUUGUUUAGUACUUGAAGUAUCAAUUCUGCUCUCCUUCCUCCACUCUAAGGAUUCCAACAAAGCUUUUUCCACAACCUGGUCUACUUUAUAGCCUGGCUGGCUAUUUUCAAAAACGACGUGUUAUUUCGUAAACUGAUUUAGUUAUUUUCUUUGAAGUUUUGAAAGUAGUGAUACAUUAUAAUUUGGUUACAGAACUCAGUUGUGUUGCUAUCUAAUCAACAUACACAGGAAAAAACGCUUAGCCUGUAACAUGUUGUUGAAAACAGAACCUGAACUAUAUUUUGUUCAUGUGAACAAUGCUGAACAAUAUUGUUAACAACCAGGAACAAUAUGGGCAGCAAAAUAUUGUUCAGGCCUGUUUUCAACAACAUUGUUACAGGCUAAGCGUUUUUUGCAGUGUACACUAGUUAAUUUGAAUGACUUUAAGACUCCGUAGACAACUUCCCACAGCCGCCUACUUUAUCAACACAGCAAAUACCGAAUAAUUCUGAAAACCCUGCAAGCGUACACUUUAAUAUUUCUUAAUCUGACUUCGUCGUCGAUGUGAGCCAACUAACUAACCUGCGUUCUCUAACUUAGUCUAUAUCAUGCACUAUAACUAUUACAUAUUAACUAAAAAACUUCCUGUCCAAAUUUAGCCAUCAUGAUGACGUCAAAUGUAACGUAACGUAACGUAACGUAAUGUAAUGUAAUGUAAUGUAAUGUAAUGUAAUGUAAUGUAAUGUAAUGUAAUGAUUAUUACACUAAUCAUUCGACCACAAUCAUCAGUAUCAUAUACGUCUUCCCUUUGUUGAAACAGCUUUUUCUUUUACAGCGAAAGUUCGUCUUCUCAACUCGAAGCGAAGUCUCAUGUUGAAAUUUUGCGUAACAAAAUGAAACAACUAGAUUUGGAGCUACAGCGACAUCGUGUUGUCUCCAAGGGAGAAAUCAGCGCUGCUAAAGAAGCUGUACGACAAGUAGAGCAAGAGACUUUGCAAGGGAUGAGGACCUUGGCCACAGGCAAGACAGACAUCGAGUUGGCUUGGAAAACAUUGGAUACCAUGCAGGCAAAACACAAGGUUUGGAAUAAGUUCCUUUAUUUGCUUCCUUGUACACAUACACACACAAGUUGUCACAGGUCUGCAUGCAAACAAGUUGUUACAAAUCUGUUCACAAGUUGUCGACAAGUUGGGUUCGCACUGUUUGUUUCCAAUUGUUGUAACAAGUUUGGAACAAGCUGUUAACAACUUGUAAUAACAAGCUUGAUGGUGGCAUUAUCAGACUUGUUACAAGGUUGUUCUAACAAGUCUGAUACAAUGAUGAUAAACAAGAAUGUUACAAGGUUGACGACACAAGCUUAUGACAGUAUUGUUAUUAAUGUUAUAUCAUGAUUGAAUCGGACUUGUUGGAACACCUUUCAACAAGUCUGAUAAUAUCAACAAUGGUUGUUACAAGUUGUUAGCCGUUUGUUCCAAACUUGUUGACAACUAGGGACAAGCAGUGCGAACACAACUUGUUGACGGCUUGUUGACAGACUUGCUACAAGUUGUGAGAUUUUUACGCGUGUAGGUUUGCUUCACGAGAUAUGUAGUUGGUUUGUUUUGAAGGUUUUUCAUUUACCAAAUACAGGUUAUUGAAGAAGAUUUGUUGUUAAGGAUCAAUGAAAUUCGUGAGAAACUGGAGAAAGCAGAGGAUGUGGAGGAGGCUGAUUUGUUAGAGAAAGAGAGGGUGAUUAUGGAACGACGCGCAGCAAGAAUGAAAGUAAGAUAAAUGUCUAAAUAGUUGGCAGGGAAAAAGAUCAGCUUUUUUCAGGCAGUUCUAGUUGCAAUAACGACGCUAUUCUUAUGAAUGAAAAGCUUUAUUUGAAGACACUAGCCCCAUCAGCAAAGGCUGGUUUAUGGGGGGGGGGGGAACUGUAUAUCUAUAAAAAACAUUGACAACUAUACAAAACACAUAACUACAAUAAUGAACAAAUUAUUAUGGUAAAUACAAGGUUGUGAUGUCAUACAAUUAAUCGAAGACAGAACGGUUUAUCGACUUCAACUAUUUUUAAAGGCAUAUAUGGAUCGAUCGAUCCUGUUUCCACACGCUUGGACCCAUUCCCUGCGGGGAUAUCCCAAGAAGCUAUAAUGACCGCAAACCAGGUUUCAAUGAGAUAUUACAUUUUUAGGCGACUUUUCAUAUGAAUACCCCGAAACGAUACUUUCGGGUGAACAUGCAGUUUUAUAAAAACGAAACUGUGAGUCUUUGAAUACGAUUGGGGUCAAGAUUCAGAUUAGAUUAGGAUUAUAUUGAUUGGGUACAAUUGAAGGCUAGCAAAUUAGUGGACCGUGAUUUUCACAGUAAUAUGGAAGUUGAUCCAAUUUCCGAUCAUUACUUUUGAAGGUGGAGGAAGCGCGAAGACAAAUUGAAGAGCUAGAAAGUGAAAAUAGAACAUUGGAUCUUGGCGAGUCUGAUUUUAACAAGAAGAAAGAAAUCUUAGAAGGCGAAGCUAGGGAAGAGAUUAGAGACAUCAGGGAAGAAAGGAAAAUAUUACUUGAAUUAUUGAGCAAACAUCAGGUAGCUCUGAGCAAAGCCAGUCACAUGGUGACUGAAACUAAAGUCAAACUUGAAAACUGUUUGGAAAAUGAACGUCUUACAAUCCAACCACAACGGGAACGCGUUGAGUUGCUGGUUAGGAACGAGCUUGGUCCUUUGAUUGAGAUGGAAGGGAAUGUGGAACGACGAUGUGAGGAUUUGGAUCGAGAUAAUAGAGAAAGGAAGAAGAAUAUUUAUAAACAGAGGCGAAGGAUUGCUUUGCUCGAGCGCCAACAUAACCAAGCUUUGCAACAAGCCGAGAAAGAAACGCUAAACAAAGAUGAAUUAGAGGAAUUAGAAAACGAAAGAGAAGCGGAGAAAAGUUUAAUAAGAAAAGAAAAACUUCGCUUGCUUGAUAUGGAGAAAAAGCACAAAGAACAACAAGAAAUUGGGGAACUGACAAUCGGUGAGGCUGUUGAGGAGCUUGAGAAAAGGAAAGCGAGAGUGAAUGCAGUGCUUACACAAGAGCGGUCAAAACUUGGCCAAAUGGAGUCGGUGCAUAAAGAAACUUUGGACUUUACUGAACGAGAAUUAGAAGAGCGUAGCGGAAUUUUACAGCGAGUUAAAGAAAAAGUUGGCAAAGAUAAGCGAACUCUAGCAAAACUUGAUGCAAGACAGCAACGAGUGGCCGCUAAAGCGGCGGAGGAGUUAUUUAUGAUGGCAGAAGUGCUGGAAAAAGAGAUGACUGCCAAGGGAAAAUUUGAUGAACUCGCGAAGAUUAAGGAACAUCGUAAAAGAUUGCAAGAUCUUGACAAGCAACUUAAGAUGGCGGAGAGGAAAGAAAAGAGUUCUAGAUUAGGUGUCGGAGGAGAUGAUGCCAAUCAGUGUGUGCUGCUGUGAAUUGUGGGAGAAACGGAGCAAAUUUAAUUUGAGAAACCUCAAAAUGAUAUGCCAUGUUGUUGGCUGCAUUUACCGUAGUCUAUCAAGAUAUGAUGGUCUGGAAGCUAAACGGAAGUCAUUGUAUUAUGUUUUUGUCGGAGUUUAUGUUAAUUUGUGCAAGGUCACGGUGAUUGAGCUGAUUGUAUUUUCGUAUAAUGAAGUAAUCGUCAAAUAGUGAUAGCUGAGAUAAAACGUGCAACUCCAAUGAAUAAUAUUAAUGAAGUUGAGACAAAGGAUUUGUGCAUGCUGAGGUACAGUUCAACAUCAAGCAAAGGUCUUCUAUUUUGUGGCUUUGAAGUUUGCCGGGUUUCCAGACCAUCAUAUCGUGACAGACUAUGUAUUUCUAUAUCACGAUUGGUUUUUUCUUUGACAGUAAACGUAGUGUCAUACAGUAGGGAAUGUUUCCAUUGAACUGUUUUGACAUACACAACUGUUCUCAAUAACAUCCACUCACUCUCUCCUUUGCGUAAAUCGGUAAAUGCUAAAGUAAGUUAUACUGUAACAAUGGUGACUGGAUUACAUGGAGAGCGGUGGGAUUUUCAAAAUUUUAAAACAUGAAAAGACAAUGGAACAUUCCGAUCAUUGGAUCGUGACGUGAUGCCGUAAGUUGUACUUAACAAAUAGUGAGCUUAAGCAAAUGACGUUUUUGCAACACUGACGUCGACCGGAAGUAAAGUUGACGUUUUUCACCAAUCACAGUCCUUGACCCAGUCUUCUGACGUUACUCAUGCCGUUCGUGUUGUCAAAAACGUCACUUGCUUAAGCUCACUAAUAUGUCCUUGUUGUUGCCAGAAAACUGUGCGGUCAUACUGUCAAGCAAGAUUUGGACGUACAUACAAGAGUUUAAUUAACUUACGUAGUUGGCUAUACUUUCGAAUCUUCGACUUUGUGUGAAUUGGUGAGAUGUUAGGAGAGUGAGUGGCUUACAUGAUUAUAGUAGAAUGUACUAAUAAAAAAUAUUUAAUAUAGUACGCAUUUAGUACGCACAAAUGCAGUAUGUUAUUUAAAACCGUAAUUGUAUAUCAUUAUUUGCGAGAAUAUAUUAUGUGCUUAUUUGAAUGAGGGAAAAGCCCCUUUAAAAUGCUUAUACAUAACUGCCGUAUAUGGUGGCUAUUAGAGAGUUUCAGAUUUGAAUAGCAUUACUGUCACCUCUCACAGGCUUGAUACGCAUAUGAUUGGUUAAUUGUAGAAUAUAUGCAUCUGAUUGGUUUGCGGUAGUGGAAGACAAAAUCUGAACCUCUCUAUUGAUAAUCGCAGGUCGAUUUUGAUUGUAAAAUUAUUUAACAAUAAAUUAAUUAUCGUGUGUGG
Paramuricea clavata is the source of this 15526-nucleotide messenger RNA. The record is from the annotation of a GenBank genome assembly. Lineage: Eukaryota; Metazoa; Cnidaria; Anthozoa; Malacalcyonacea; Plexauridae.